Messenger RNA from Heterobasidion irregulare TC 32-1, 406 nucleotides. RefSeq lists its product as uncharacterized. The transcript has a single exon. Lineage: Eukaryota; Fungi; Basidiomycota; Agaricomycetes; Russulales; Bondarzewiaceae. The record is from RefSeq and is a predicted model, not a curated record. The coding region runs from base 131 to 355 and encodes 74 amino acids.
GCCUCAUCUGGCGCGCGUCCACGAUCAGCGUGCCCUGUAGCGCGAUCUUCACCCGUCGCGGACUUGUGGAGAUGGCAUCCGAAAAUGAUUGGGCGCAGAUCCGCCAUAUGACUCGAACGCAGCCGAUGCGAUGACCGCGUGGAGCUAUCUAGAGUUGCUUGUGGGCUGGGCGAAUCUUAUAUUUACUUAUACCGUAUGUGCUGGGCACGCUGCAGUGCUACUCGGAUGCUCAGCCCCGCGGGCUGAGCUGGCUGCAGAUCUUUUCUUGUUGUUGUCCGUGAGGACCUUACUGUAUCGCCCAGAUGACGUCGAGAUACCCAAUUCGCAUGCGAUCAUACCUUGCACACCAGUCUAGAAUGCGUUUGCGUGGAGCUGACUGAAGCAUGCCCCCACGAUCUUCCUCCCG